Lasiosphaeria miniovina is the source of this 975-nucleotide messenger RNA. RefSeq names its product Alpha/Beta hydrolase protein. The transcript has a single exon. Gene Ontology annotation, molecular function: lipase activity. The record is from RefSeq and is a predicted model, not a curated record. Lineage: Eukaryota; Fungi; Ascomycota; Sordariomycetes; Sordariales; Lasiosphaeriaceae. Bases 1 to 975 code for a protein of 324 amino acids.
AUGGCGGGCAACAUCAAGUACGACUCCGACUUCUGGAAGGCGUUCGAGCCGUUUGCGGCCAUGCCGCGGCCCGUAGCCGACGAUGCCCUCACACAGCGCGCAAACAGCAACGCCACCCUGGAGCUAGUGUUCGCCAUGAUCCCAGAGACGCCCGGCGUUGAAGAAACCGAGUUCAAGUACCAGACCAAGGAUGGCACGACGCUGACCAUGUACCGCUUUACCAAGUCCGCUAUAGUCGCGGGCGUCGAAAAAGUUGAAAAGCCGUCAUCCAGGCCGGCGGUGCUGUUUGUGCAUGGCGGCGGGUUCAUAUCCGGCAGCGUGCCCGUCUUUCGCAAUGCAAUUACAUAUUACGUGGCAAAAACGGGCAUUCCCUUCUUUGCCCCAGGGUACCGCGUAGCUCCGGAAAAUCCGUUCCCAGGGCCCGUGGACGACGUUUAUGCCGGGCUCGAGUGGCUGCGUGACCAUGCAAAGGAGCAAGACGUUGACCCCACGCGAAUCGCCGUCUUCGGCCCCAGCGCUGGGGGCGGCCUUGCCGCCGGAGUCACGCUUCUGGCGCGCGACAAGGGCUUUACGCCGCCCAUCGCCAAGCUGCUGCUCAUAUACCCCAUGCUAGACGACCGAACUUUCGUUCCGCCCGACAACUUGCUCUCCAAAUUUGUCACAUGGACCCAGAAGAGCAACGAAAUCGGGUGGGACGCAUAUCUCGGCCCAGAUAGAAGCAACGUAUCGCCGUAUGCCGCGCCGGCCAGAGCAACCGAUGUCUCGGGAUUUCCUGUAACCUAUAUCGACUGCGGCAGCCUCGACUUGUUUCGGGACGAGACCCUGGCCUUUGCCGCCAGGCUGGCGGCAGCCAAUAUCGACAUCGAGCUUCAUCUUUACCCCGGUGUUCCUCACGGGUUCGAGGCUCCGUUUUGGGAUACUCCCGUCUCACAGAAGGCACAGGAAAUCCGGGUUUGGGCGUUACGCGAUCUGUAG